CCUGCGGAGGCCGGAAGUGGCGCUGUGACGUCACGGCAGCGAAGGUUUCUCGGUACACAGAGAUGAGUGAGUUGGCGGUAGUGUCACGCGCUGAGAGUCAGUUUCCUCCGCUCCUGGACCACAGCUCACAUUAAAGUGGGCGUGGUCUGGUGUUGAUUGACAGGUGGGGCGUGGCAGGAUGAGCGGGGUGGCACUGGGCGUGGACGUGUUGGUGGCGUUGGUGUUGGCGCUGGUGCUGCUGCAUCGUUACGGUGACGUACGGAAACAGCAGCGUGUGGUUCUGCUGGCCACGCUCCUCGCCUGGUUCCUCUGUUUCCUCAUCGCCUUCACCAUCCCACUCGACGUCAGCACGACGAUCUAUAAUCAGUGUGUGACUGACAGUAACCAAGUGACAACACCAAGUUACUCCAACCAGACGUCCAACACUUCAGUGUUUCCCACUCCAAGGUUACCUAAGGUGUGUCACAAACCGUGGAGUUACAUUCCAGACGGGAUCCUGCCAGUGUUCUGGAGAGUGGUGUACUGGACUUCUCAGUUCCUCACGUGGCUCCUGAUCCCGUUCAUGCAGUCGUACGCUCGUUCUGGAGGAUUUAGCAUCUCUGGGAAGAUAAAAACAGCUCUGAUUGAGAAUGCCAUUUACUACGGCACUUAUCUUUUCAUCUUCUGCUCUCUGCUCAUUUACGUUGCCAUCAGUCCACAGUGGCACCUCUCAUGGUAUGAUCUGAGGACCAUUGGCAUCACAGCAGCAAAUACCUGGGGCUUAUUCCUACUGGUGUUGUUGCUAGGAUACGGCCUGGUAGAAAUCCCACGCUCCUAUUGGUUGGCGUCGUGUCACGGACACUUGCUGUCCAAAACGUACUUCAAAGCAGCAAAGCUGAUGACGGAGAAGACAGACGCAGAGGAGAACCUGGAGGAUGUGAUGGAGGACGUCAGAGCUGUUAAUGAGUCUAUCAAGUACAACCAUCCACUGAGGAAGUGCAUUGACACCAUUCUGAAGAAGUGUCCUGCAGAGUAUCAGGAGAAAAUGGGCAGGAACAUGGAUGAUUACGAGGACUUUGAUGAUAAGAGGAAUCCAUAUCCAAGCAAGAAGAGCCUGGUCAAACUCCAUAAACAGGUGAUCUAUGCGGUGCAGAGACAUAAUCGCACUCAGGUACAGUGGCAGAUCUUAUUAGACGAAGCGUUUCGCCUGGAAGAUGUGGCUAAAAACGAGAUUAGCUCCGCCCGCCAGUUUGUCCACAGCCAGCCCUCCGACCAAUCAAACGGCUGCUUCAGGAAGUACAUCUACACACCUGCUGCAGAGUGGUAUUGGGAGUGUGUGUUGCGGAGGUGGUGUUACCGUGUGCUGGCCGUGGUGUUGUGUGUGUUGUCGGUGUUGGUGGUUUGGUCCGAGUGUACGUUCUUCAGCACGCAGCCCGUUUUGUCAGUGUUCGCCAUCUUCAUCCAGAUCGCUGAGAGGAGCUACAACUACAUCUACAUAGAGGUGGCGUGUUUCAUCACCAUCUUGUACCUGUGUUACUGCGUUUACUCCACUGUGUUCCGCAUCAGAGUGUUUAAUUAUUAUUAUCUCGCACCACAUCAUCAGACCGACGCCUACAGCCUGCAGUUCAGCGGCAUGUUGUUCUGUCGCCUGACACCACCACUGUGUUUAAAUUUUCUGGGUGUGAUUCAUAUGGACUCCACCAUCUCACAUCAGGACAGACAACAGACCUCAUACACAUCGAUCAUGGGUUCGAUGCAGGUUUUGUCAUUCAUUGCUAAUGGAUUUUAUAUUUAUUACCCCAUGCUCAUCGUGCUGCUCUGCAUCGCCACCUACUUCAGUUUGGGGACGAGGUGUUUGAAUCUGUUGGGUUUUCAGCAGUUUAUGGGUGACAGUGAUUUGACCUCUGACCUCGUGGAUGAAGGGAAAGAACUUAUCCGUAGAGAGAGGAGAAAGAGGCAGAGAACAGAGGAUGCUGAGAACAGAAGGAGGGAGUGGAGGGAGAAGUAUGUGUCCAGGAGCCGGAGCUCCUACUCAGAGAUCAGAGAGAGUGGCAGUCCCAGCAGACGAGGUCAGUGUGAUCGGACUGAGCUCCUGCAGGAUGUUGAGCCGCUGGAUUUUAACGGAGAUGAUACACAGGAAGUGGAGAACAGGAGGUACGGUUAUCUCUCCACCUCAGUGUCUCGCACUCGUAUCUUUGACGAUGUGUGAGAAGAAGCGAGGGAUCAUGGACAAGAGAGACGCCGAUAUUGCACUACUUCACUUUCUGAAGAGACAGUGUGUGUGUGUGUGUGUGUGUGUGUCACACAGUGUUAGUAACCAUAGCGACUGUAGUUAAUACAGAAGUAUAAAUGAGUAGUUAUUACAGCACAGUGAGAAUGUUAAAUAAUUAGCAGGCGUGUGAGUGUGAUCUUAUUUCUGUUUACAUCCCAAAGCUAUCAGUGACCAGGUGUGCUAAUGAGCUAACUAAGCUAGCAGAAUGCCAACAGAGUGCUAGCAGAAUGCUCACAGAGUGCUAGCAGAAUGCUAACAGAGUGCUAGCAGAAUGCUAACAGAGUGCUAGCAGAGUGCUAACAGAAUGCUAACAGUGCUAGCAGAGUGCUAACAGAAUGCUAACAGUGCUAGCAGAGUGCUGAGCGCUCAGGUACCUGCUGCGUAAAAAACGUUUACACACGUGAUGAAUAUUUACAGCAAACGUGAAGUGACGUUUUUGUCGUUUACACACUACCACCUUAAACCCAGGACAAUUAAAUAGUGCAUAGUCACACACACACACACUCACACACACACACUAACUACACACACACACCGACACACACACACACACACACUCUCACUCACACACACACACACUCUCACACACACACACACACACUCUCACACACUCUCACACACACACCGACACACACUCUCACACACACUCUCACACACACUCUCACACACACUCUCACGCACACACACACACACACCGACACACACUCUCACACACACACACACUCACACACACACACUAACUACACACACACACCGACACACACUCACACACUCACACAGACACACACUCACACACACACACACUCACACAGACACACACACUCACACACACACACACACUCACACACACUCUCACACAGUUCCAGUUUUUUCCUCCAUUCUGGUUGUUGGUUUCUAACAGGGAAAGAUGUUCUUGUCCCUUCACUCGUCUUGUAAACAUGUUGUUCUCACUGGGUUCUUCUUCCUCUAACUGAAAUAUCUGAGACAUUCUGUUGUCUGCACUUUUGGAAUACCUCAAAUAAACACUUUCAGAUGCUGUGUGUUUUAA
This is a messenger RNA of Pangasianodon hypophthalmus (striped catfish), 3299 nucleotides long. RefSeq names its product LMBR1 domain containing 2a (gene lmbrd2a). The transcript is spliced from 18 exons. The coding region runs from base 179 to 2188 and encodes 669 amino acids. Lineage: Eukaryota; Metazoa; Chordata; Actinopteri; Siluriformes; Pangasiidae. The record is from RefSeq and is a predicted model, not a curated record. Gene Ontology annotation, cellular component: membrane. Gene Ontology annotation, biological process: adrenergic receptor signaling pathway.